GUCUGCCCUUGAGCUCGCGAAACCGACUGCUCAGGCGAGCGUGGCUCAGUGCGAUCAGGGGUCCGUGCGUGCGUGCGCGUGCGGGAUGAAGCCGCGCUGUUGCGUGUUUGGAUAGAACAAAUGCGGUUGGAUGUUUAGCGUGAGGAUGAGUUAGGAGUGAACACAGCUCGGGAACACAGAGACACACGGUGUAAAGUGGAAGCUUGUCUCUGUAUCUCAGGACAGGACAGGUUCAUGGACGCCGGGUGCUGUGUGUGUGCGCGCGCGCGUGUGCGCGCGGUGAGACUGAGAAACUAGACAAUGUGGAGAACACACGGUGCUUAUUCAGCGUUUUCUUGCGUUUUCAUGCGUUUUCUGGUGAAGCUCAGCCAGUAAUAAACUUCUCCCUGAGCUCUGGACUUCACUGGGAGUGUUUCACCUCCUCCUGCGACUAAUACACCCAGUACACCUAACUGCUGGAUAUGUGCUGAGAUGAGAUCUGGCUUUAAUAUGAAGGCGGGAGAGCUGUGCGUGAAAAGCUGCGGGUGAAACACGCACGAUGGAGAAGGCAAACGGCACGCGCGCACCGCAGCAGCCUCAGCUCCGCAUCAACGUCCCGAGUACAGCCAGGGAGAGAGUGUCCAGCGUGGAUCCGUAUGGCUUUGAGAGGUCUAACGACUUUGAUUACGAGUCCUAUGAGGAGCUCAUGUCCGACUAUUUGGCUGUUCUCACUAAAAGGUCAAUCAAGUGGUCAAAACUGCUGCAGGGGAAAAGACGCAUCGAGAAGAAUCUUAAACUAAAGCGUUAUGUACGGAAAGGGAUCCCAAACGAAUACCGAGCUCUGAUCUGGAUGGCAGCAAGCGGCUCCCAGGAGCAGAUGGAGAAGAAUCCAGGCUACUACAAUUCACUCCUCCAGGCGCAACAUGACCCUAAACUCGUGGAGACCAUCCGCACAGAUUUGCACAGGACGUUCCCAGACAACGUGCAGUUCCGGAAGACGGCGGAGCCGUGCCUGCAGAAGCCCUUGUAUAACGUUCUGGUGGCGUACGGACACCACAACAAGGCAGUGGGAUAUUGUCAGGGGAUGAACUUUAUUGCUGGGUACCUCCUCAUCAUCACCAAAGAUGAAGAGAAGUCCUUCUGGCUGAUGGAGGCUUUGCUAGGCAGGAUACUUCCAGAUUUCUACACACCAGCCAUGUUGGGCCUGAAGACAGACCAGGAGGUGCUGGGAGAGCUGGUGAAGGUUAAAGUGCCAGCUGUUUGGCAGGCCAUGGUGGAACACAACGUCAUGUGGACACUGGUGGUGUCACGCUGGUUCAUCUGCCUCUUUAUUGACAUCCUCCCUGUAGAGACUGUUCUGCGUAUCUGGGACUGCCUUUUCUAUGAGGGCUCUAAGAUCCUAUUCCGUGUGGCGCUCACUCUGAUCCGUCACAACCAGGCCCUGAUCUCACAGGCUCGGAGCCUCCCAGACAUCUGCGACUGUUUCAAACAGAUCACCAAAGGAGCCUUUGUGGAGGACUGCCACCCGUUCAUGCAGAACAUUUUUAAAGAACCUGGAAGCCUCUCCAUGGCGACCAUCACCAAGCUGCGGGUGGUGUGCCGAGCACGGAUUAUGGCUGAGGAAUCUUGACUCACCCCUAAUGCUUCAAACAUUCCAGACUUGUAUUUGCACUGUCCUGUUAUUAUUUUUUUUUUUUUAAAUCUGAUGGCUGAAACUGUUCAUACGAACUAUAUCCUGUAUAGAAGCUCAACACUAAACUACACUACAGUGAGAAACCAGGGUCAUAUGCUUUAGUCAAUAUUACAUCCAGUACGCUCCACAUUUGGACUUGCAGUCAAUGAGCUGAGUGACAUUUUUUUUUUUUGGUCACAAUUGGUGAUGGCACAAGUCUUUAAAAGUAUGAGCAUGAUGUAGCCUUUCCUCCAAAAGCUUGUACAGUUAUAUUUUGGUUACCUUGCACAUUUCUCCAGAUAGACCAUUUUUGGAUCUAUCAGAUUUUUAUGACUGUUGCUAAACUACUCUGAAAUGAAGAGCUCGGUACUGUUGCAUUAUUACACUGGGUAAUUUUUUCAAUUAUGUUUGUGAAAUACAUGUUAAGUUGUUGGUACAGGCAAUUUUAACUGUAAAAUUAGUUCUCAUCACACCUGCAAUCACUUUAUAAACAAGAGAAUGAAGGGUUUCUUACAGUGAUACAGUGCUGCAGUUUCUAAUGAACUCUGUGUAGUCAGUUUUCUAAGUGGACAAUAUUAAAAUAAUCUGGAUUACA
Molecule: messenger RNA, 2246 nt
Organism: Pangasianodon hypophthalmus (striped catfish)
Lineage: Eukaryota; Metazoa; Chordata; Actinopteri; Siluriformes; Pangasiidae
Gene: grtp1a
Product: growth hormone regulated TBC protein 1a
Exons: 8
Coding region: 539-1609 (356 amino acids)
Source: RefSeq, a predicted model, not a curated record